Messenger RNA from Rhipicephalus microplus (southern cattle tick), 876 nucleotides. RefSeq lists its product as uncharacterized. The record is from RefSeq and is a predicted model, not a curated record. Gene Ontology annotation, molecular function: protein kinase activity; ATP binding. Gene Ontology annotation, biological process: protein phosphorylation. NCBI's taxonomy places the organism in Eukaryota, Metazoa, Arthropoda, Arachnida, Ixodida, Ixodidae.
AUGAGGUCGGUCAAGAAGUGGUGUCUCCAGGACUUUGAGAUUGGUCGGCCACUUGGCAAAGGCAAGUUUGGCAAUGUGUACCUCGCACGCGAGAAGACAACCAAGUACGUCGUGGCACUGAAGGUCAUGUUCAAGUCUCAGCUUCAGAAGAGCGGAAUGGAGCAUCAACUUCGACGGGAGAUUGAGAUCCAGUCUCAUCUCAGGCACCCGAACAUCCUGUGCCUGUUCAACUGGUUCCACGAUGAGACGAGGGUCUAUCUGAUCCUGGAAUAUGCGCCUCAGGGCGAACUCUACAAGCAGCUUACUUCGGCCAGGCGUUUCACUGACAAGAGAGCUGCCACUUACAUCUACCAGCUCUGCGAUGCGCUCAAGGUCUGCCAUGCACAAAACGUCAUCCACCGCGACAUCAAGCCGGAAAAUCUUCUCGUCGGCAUUAAUGGCGAGAUUAAGAUUGCAGACUUCGGCUGGUCCGUGCAUGCACCUUCAUCCAGGCGGGCCACAAUGUGCGGCACGCUGGAUUACCUGCCACCUGAGAUGAUUGAAGCUGCCCCCUACAACGAGAAGGUGGACCACUGGGCCCUCGGCAUUCUCAUCUACGAGUUCUUGGUGGGCAAGCCCCCCUUUGAGUCGCCCACGAUGCACGAGACGUACCGGCGCAUACGCGAGUGCAAGGUGCAGUUCCCUCCGUACGUAAGCGCCGAGGCACGGGACCUAAUUGGCAAGCUUCUGAGAAGAUGCCCGUCUGAGCGCAUAUCCCUGGACGAAGUCAAGGUCCACCCGUGGGUUGUGAACAACGCAGACACUACAGUCGUGUGCAAGACCUUGUAGAAACGGACGACUGUGGCAAAUGCAUGUAUAUAAACAUGUACAGGCACA